Messenger RNA from Crotalus tigris (Tiger rattlesnake), 2067 nucleotides. It is a transcript of the gene FDFT1, whose product is annotated as farnesyl-diphosphate farnesyltransferase 1. Gene Ontology annotation, molecular function: squalene synthase [NAD(P)H] activity. Gene Ontology annotation, cellular component: endoplasmic reticulum membrane. Gene Ontology annotation, biological process: cholesterol biosynthetic process; farnesyl diphosphate metabolic process. The record is from RefSeq and is a predicted model, not a curated record. The transcript has 7 exons. The coding region runs from base 86 to 1450 and encodes 454 amino acids. Lineage: Eukaryota; Metazoa; Chordata; Lepidosauria; Squamata; Viperidae.
AGCACCAAGCUCGGGGGCCCUGCGAGGGGCGUGGGGGGGGGCAGCCAGUUAGCCGUGCGCCUUUCCGGCCUUGAAUGUGUUUUCCAUGGCCAGUUGCAGCUCCAAAGCCGCCACGUCCCUUUUCAAACGCACCUUGGCCUUUUCUCCGCCGCGUGCAGGUGGCGGUGGGUCGAGUUCCUGCUGGACUGGCAGUGGCCGGUUGCGGACCUGCGGCGGCACCCCUCGGCUCCCGCAGCGCUCGCGGCCUCGCUUCCUGAUUGCUCAGGCUGCCCCUCCGCCUGUGCUCCUUUUGCAGGACUCGCUCAGCGACAGCCUCCGGAUAUGUUACAAGUACUUGAACCAAACCAGCCGGAGCUUCGCCGCGGUCAUCCAAGCUCUGGACGGGGACUUGCGCCAUGCAGUGUGCAUCUUCUAUUUGGUUCUCCGAGCUCUGGAUACUGUGGAAGAUGACAUGACUAUCAGUCUUGAAGCUAAGAUCCCCAUGUUACACAAUUUUCACUCCUAUUUAUAUCAGCCAGACUGGAAAUUUAUGGACAGCAAAGAGAAGGACAGACAGGUGCUGGAAGACUUUCCAACGAUUUCCCUGGAGUUUCGGAAUUUGGCAAAAGUCUAUCAAGAUGUGAUUGCUGACAUUUGUCACAAGAUGGGCCUUGGUAUGGCAGAGUUUUUGGAAAAGAAGGUGAAUUCUAACGAACAGUGGGAUAAGUAUUGCCACUACGUUGCUGGCCUGGUGGGAAUUGGCCUCUCCCGUCUCUUCUCUGCCUCAGAAUUAGAAGAUCCUGUUAUCGGUCAAGACGUAGAACUGGCCAACUCCAUGGGACUCUUUCUGCAGAAAACCAACAUCAUUAGGGAUUAUCUGGAGGACCAAUUUGAAGGCAGAGAAUUCUGGCCCAAAGAGGUUUGGAGCAAGUAUGUAAAGAAGCUAUCAGAUCUGUCUAAGCCAGAGAACAUUGACAAAGCCGUCCAGUGUAUGAAUGAGCUCAUUACCAACGCCCUACAUCAUGUUCCUGAUGUCUUGACAUAUUUGUCCCGCUUGAAGAAUCAAAGUGUGUUCAAUUUCUGUGCUAUUCCACAGGUGAUGGCUAUAGCCACCUUGGCAGCCUGCUACAACAACCAACAGAUCUUCAAAGGUGUGGUGAAGAUUCGAAAGGGACAAGCAGUCACAUUGAUGAUGGAUGCUACUAACAUAGAGGCUGUCAAAACCAUCAUGUACCAAUAUAUGGAAGAGAUCUACCAGAAGGUCCCAAGUACAGACCCUUCCUCUGCCAAAACUCAACAGAUUGUCAACACUGUCCAAUCCAUGAGCUUACCCAGUGGUACUCUGGUCUCCCAGACCCAUUAUUCACCUCUCUAUUUUUCUUGCAUUAUGAUUUUGGCUGCAUUGAGCUGGCAGUAUCUGAACACUGUCUCAAAAGCAGCAGAGGAAUAUGUGCACACUGGUGAGAACUGAGGGUGGAGCUGUCUUGUGCUGCGUUUGGAAGGGGAAUAUUUUGAAAUGGGAGAACUUUUUGGAGUCCCAGGAAUGUAAGGAACAAGACUGUGAAUGUUUCUUUGCAAGCUGAUUGAACUGGAAGCCUUCAUUUGAAAGCAUCUGCUGCUGGUUUUGAAGCGUCUGACAAAGAGUUUCCCAUGGAGACAUUUACUUUUUUUCCAGCUAAACUAGCUACAGCCAGUUUUGUUUGAGUCUUACUUAAUAUUUUCUUUUCUGCAGUUUGAUCUGCGUUUGUUUUUGAUGUAGGAUGUUUUUAAACUCUGAUGUUUCAAAGUCUUUGUGAAUUUUGACAGUAAAAAUGUGGUGAUAAAACCACUCCUCUAUGUCCUGCUGUAAUUCAGGCACUGCAUUUUCUGUUCAAAAAAUUUCCAAAGCCUGUACUGUCUUAAGUUGCACUAAUUUAGGAAUUUCUCCUUACAUUAACUUUGGAGAUAGAUAUUUGUCUUAUUACAUGGUUGUCAUUUUUUCUUUCCAUAAAUGUUAUUGUGCCUCUUGGAAAGGCUUCUGUAUUGUAAUAUGCAAGGGAUUUGGGGAGCCAAUAGAGGAAAGUUGUAUAAAUCUUUGAGAGGACAAAA